This is a messenger RNA of Aplysia californica (California sea hare), 807 nucleotides long. RefSeq lists its product as uncharacterized. The coding region runs from base 1 to 807 and encodes 268 amino acids. Lineage: Eukaryota; Metazoa; Mollusca; Gastropoda; Aplysiida; Aplysiidae. The transcript is spliced from 2 exons. The record is from RefSeq and is a predicted model, not a curated record.
AUGACGCCAGACCCACAUGGAAUGACUUAUUUGAUGAGCCUGGCAACACUGUACACAAUAGAAACUAUAAAUACUGUCGUACUCAGUGGAUUGGUCUCCAUCUUCGGCGUCAUUAGCAACCUUGUGAACCUGACCAUCUUCUGGAGACAUGGUUUUCGUGAGAGUAUCAACGUGGGACUCACCGCUCUGGCCGUCUCUGAUUUGGGAACGGUGAUCAGUGGCGCGAUUCUCUCGGUCUGUUUCAACCCUUUGAUCCCUUACUCAGAGAUGAGAGUGAACAAUAGAGACGUUCAAUACCUCGUCGCGGCGCAUCCACGCUUCUGCUUUGCUCGCAUCACGGGACUCAUCACCGUCUACAUCACACUAGAGAGGUGUCUUUGUGUGGCCUUGCCUCUACACGUCAAGAGAAUUCUCACACCUCGUCGGACAUUCGCCGUCGUCGUCCUCAUCUUCACCCUCAUCUUUCUCAUCGAGACCCCUAUCUACAUGGCUCACAAACUUGACUGGAAAUUCUCCUACGCUCUAAAUAGAUCAGUAAUAAGUUUGGUCUCGAGGUCGAACGCAGCUGAGCUGGAAAACUUGAGCUUUGGGCUCAGUGUCUGUGUCCAACUGAGCUCGUUUGGCCUUCUUCUCAUUCUGACAUCAACUCUCGUCCUUCUGCUCAAGAAACGCUCCGAGUGGCGUUUGCAGACGACCUCUACCGGAGCCUCGGACAAAAAUAACGUUUCCCGUCGAGAACGGGGGGCCAUCAGACUGACCUUAAUGGUCGACGUAGAUGGUUCCUUCAAACUGUUCCAAGAAUAUUGA